This is a messenger RNA of Ailuropoda melanoleuca (giant panda), 2811 nucleotides long. It is a transcript of the gene HESX1, whose product is annotated as HESX homeobox 1. The record is from RefSeq and is a predicted model, not a curated record. Gene Ontology annotation, molecular function: RNA polymerase II cis-regulatory region sequence-specific DNA binding; DNA-binding transcription repressor activity, RNA polymerase II-specific. The transcript is spliced from 5 exons. Lineage: Eukaryota; Metazoa; Chordata; Mammalia; Carnivora; Ursidae. Gene Ontology annotation, cellular component: nucleus. Gene Ontology annotation, biological process: pituitary gland development; forebrain development; regulation of transcription by RNA polymerase II. Bases 1577 to 2212 code for a protein of 211 amino acids.
GCCCGGAGGUUCCUACGCGGCGCGGGGCUCUGCGGUGAGCCGAGGCCUUGGGGGUGGCGCAGCCUGCUUCCAGCGACCAAGUACCCUGCGCGCGCGUUUUUAUGUAGAUUGUAGGGGAUGGUGUAUCCCACACACACACACACAGCGAACGUUUCCGGGAACCAGAGCCUCGUUUGAGGAGGAUCACACUGGGAGUUUGGGGCGGCUUUACUUCUCCCGCAGCAUUUUUCAUCCGAGACCACGGAAGAGGCCCUACUGCCGGGGGCCUCUCUUUGGUUGUUUAAAUUAUAACGUUCCCAACCCUGCCCUGAGCGUUCAGUCUACUCCCUACCCCCUCGCCCUCCAGCAAAAUGGUGCUAGCUAACUCAGAUGUCUGUGAGAUCCCAAGCUGUGUCAUUAACAGGGUUUUCCAGUAGAUUACGGACAGUAGACUCGCAAUUGUUUUUUUUUUUUUUUUUCUGCGCACUUGGGUAUCAGUAUACUCAGUUAAAAACAGGUGACUUUGUUGUCAAUUCAUCAGUUCUUACCUGAUCUUGAAGGGCUAUCGUGCCUCAAUUCACACUUAUAUAUUUCUUUUAAAUCACAAAUGAAAACACCUUUUAAAGAUCAGGAUACACUGGCUAAUUAUGUCCGUAACUGAUUAGCAUUUCUGUUAGGUCAAAAAGUUCUGGGAGCUUUAAGUAGCUUCUUCAGCAUCUAAUUUUACAGUAGAGAAAAGUGAAGCUCUAAUUCCAGAACCUGGUCUGGAUUGGAACUCCUAGUUCUUUGUCCUUCUUCCCCAAUCUCACACUGCCUUAUUUAUUUCUCUGUAGAGUUAUAAGAAGUUUUCAUCAGUAUACAAAGAAAAUGGCGAAAUCAUAAGUGUCUUGUAAAAUUCUAGCCAUCAGGGACACCUGGCUGGCUCUGUUGGUAAAGCAUGUGACUCUCAAUCUUUGGGUUGUGCGUUUGAGCCCUACACUGGGCGUAGACGGUACUUAAAAAAACAAAAUCUUUAGAAUAAAUAAAACUCUACCCAUUAAUCCAAUCAGCCCGUUCCAUUUUCAUUCAAGAAAUAUAAGAAAUGCUGAGUAAAAAUUAUUAGUUGCCUGGUUCCACAGACACACUGGAACAAAUCCAGAUACAGUAGAACAAACCCAAAUACGGGAACAGGAAUGGAAAUUACAUAUUUUAAACUAAAAUGCUAGAUUUUCCCAUGAUCUCUUGAAGGAAAGAUAAAAUCUGGUUUUAAAAGUUUUAUGGAGUAGAUUGCAGUAUCGUUUCACAGAAUUACCCUUAGUGUUCUAAGCCUUAAAUAAGAGUUCUUCCCUUAAUUUGUUUAUCAACUACUCACCCCCUGUAAGAGAUUUUUAGCUUCUGAAAUGUGGUUUGGAAUCAGUUCUUAGUGUUACUAGUUCCCAGCUGCUUCAAAGUACUCAGCAUCCUACAGAUUCCAGCAACCCAAUCUUUCCCUUGAUAUUUGUUUUCUACUCUGUCAGCACAGUGGCAUGAAAUCUGGCUCUAAAGAAGAAAGAUUUUCCAAGCCCCCUUGUCUGCGGAGCUGUAAGGUGAACUGCAGGAAGAUCCCAGCCCUGUACACAUGGGGCAGAGCCAGCCAAGAGGCAGGGAGAGGCCAGAGCUGUCGUUCUGUGCAGCCCACUCGAGGAUGGCCCCCAGUCUUCCGGAAGGUGCUCGGCUUGGGGAGAGCAAACCCUCGCCCUGCUCCUUUUCAAUUGAGAGCAUUUUAGGAUUGGACCAGAAGAAAGACUGUGUUCCUUCAAUGAAACCCCACAGGCCCUGGGCAGACCCCUGCAGCUCCUCAGGGGAAGAUGUUAACCUAUGUGUGCAUAUCCCGAGCCUUCCUAAUGGGAUCUCAUUCCCUUGUACUGUGGAUCGCCCAAUGCCAGAAGAAAGAUUUUUGAAAUACGAAAAUUACUUUUCAGCCUCAGAAAGACUGUCUUUGAAAAGAGAGCUGAGUUGGUAUAGAGGCCGGAGACCCAGAACUGCUUUUACUCAAAACCAGAUUGAAGUGUUGGAAAAUGUCUUUAGAGUUAACUGCUAUCCUGGCAUUGAUAUCAGAGAAGACUUAGCUCGAAAAUUGAAUCUAGAGGAAGACAGAAUCCAGAUCUGGUUUCAAAAUCGGCGUGCAAAGCUGAAAAGGUCCCAUAGAGAAUCACAGUUCCUAAUGGCAAAAAAAAAUUUCAACACAAAUCUCCUGGAAGAGAUAGGAAAUUAACACGUGAGAUUAUCUUACAGGACAUGAAGAAUCAAUGGAAAUAUCAAGCGUUAAAAAUGUGGUGUUUUCUUUUCUGCAUUUAAUCUGUUGUCAUUUUUUUCCUAAAAUAUGUUGUAAAUAUUUACUGUUAUAACAUGGUACCUAUUAUACUUGGGCACUUUUAGUUACAAUAAAGGCCUUUCCUAUAUAUUUUAAUAAAAUUUUCAGAAAAAGCCAGCUAUUUUUUAAGUGAGCAAAUUUAACCUAAUAAAUUAGUUCUCUAAAAUCAGCGAACUCAUGACUGGGUGAUUCCACAAGCUGGAUUCCAUUUACAAAAUAAUUCAAGUAAUAAUCUGAAGAAUGGCACAAAGGUAUGAUCCGUUUCAAUUACUUUUCUUCAAGUGCAUUUUGAAACAUGAUUAUUAGUUCUCUUGAUUUCUGGCAUAAAGCAGUGAAAAUUUCUCGCCAUCAAUACAAAUCCUUCUAGCAUGCCAGUUUCAAGUUGUUGUUUUGUUUUGUUUAAGCAAAAUCAUUAUGGCACAGUAGAGAUAGAAAGACAUCAAUUGUCAUAUUCAUUCCCCUGGUAUUAUAUUGCAAAAAGAUUCAAACUGCAAAUAAAU